AUGGCAGAUCCUUGGCAAGAAUGUAUGGAUUAUGCGGUUGGCUUAGCAAGGAAAGCUGGGGAGAUAAUCCGUGGAGCACUCAAAGAAGAAAUAUCUGUUAUGACUAAAAGUUCACCAGUAGAUCUCGUGACAGAAACUGAUCAAAAAGUAGAAAACUUCAUUAUUUCUUUGAUAAAAGAAAAGUAUCCUUCUCACAGCUUCAUUGGAGAAGAAUCUGUUGCAGCUGGAGAGGGCAGCAUUUUGACAGAUAACCCCACAUGGAUUAUAGACCCUAUUGAUGGAACUACCAACUUCGUACACAGGUUUCCAUUUGUGGCAGUUUCAAUUGGCUUUGUUGUAAACAAAAAGAUAGAGUUUGGAAUUGUGUAUAGUUGUGUAGAAGACAAGAUGUAUACUGCCAGAAAAGGAAAAGGUGCAUUUUGCAAUGGUCAGAAACUUCAAGUAUCAGGCCAAAAAGACAUUACCAAAUCCCUUCUAGUAACAGAAUUGGGAUCAAAUCGUGAUCCAGAGACUAUAAAAAUAAUUCUUUCUAACAUGGAAAGGCUUCUCAGUAUUCCUAUUCACGG
This is a messenger RNA of Nestor notabilis (Kea), 566 nucleotides long. RefSeq names its product inositol(myo)-1(or 4)-monophosphatase 1 (gene IMPA1). NCBI's taxonomy places the organism in Eukaryota, Metazoa, Chordata, Aves, Psittaciformes, Psittacidae. Gene Ontology annotation, biological process: inositol metabolic process; signal transduction; phosphatidylinositol phosphate biosynthetic process. The annotation marks the transcript as partial. The record is from RefSeq and is a predicted model, not a curated record. The transcript is spliced from 6 exons. Gene Ontology annotation, molecular function: inositol monophosphate 1-phosphatase activity.